CACAUAACCAAUAAACAUUUAUUAUAGCACCUACUAUAUUCGAAGCACUCUCUUUGGAAUACAAAUAGAAAGAUAAUUCCAGACCUCAAGAAACUUACUCUGAUGAGGAAAGACAACAUAUAAAAAGAAGCUGAAGUGUAGAAUAUACCAGUACGAUGAAGUACCAAAAAGUCCUAAAACAGUGUAGAGGAUGGAAAAGAAGAACAAUAAAUUGAUCCAAACUACUACUUAAAUGGAGGUUUUGGAGUUCAUGGCUCUGCCCUCCAGUCAGAGAAUCUACUCAGAAAGGAAGAAAGGACUGAUAAGAUUUGAAUAUUAAGGUUGAUUCUAUAUUGAUGGAUAAUAAGUUUAUCUUCUCCCCCUCUCCCCAGACACUAGCCUGGUGAUUCUAGGCUACUUUACAGCCUUCACAGCCAAAAUUCCUUUAUCUGUAAAAUGGAGACAACAAUAAUACCUACCUCCCAGAGUUGUUGUGUGGAUGUUUGAAAGAGUCUGAAAUGAUUCUUCUAAGAAUCAGUCUGUGAGGGAGGAAGCUUUUGAGAUCAUCUGGUCUAAUUCUCUUAUUUUGUAAAUGAGAUAACUGAGGGGGACAGUGUUUUAAAUUAUUCCUUUUCACUCACGAAAUUUAAACCCCAGGUAAAUGGCUUUAUAUAAAAUAGGUAUACAAAUCAAACAAAAAUAUAAUUAUUAUAUAAUUAUAACAAAUCAUAAUUUUGCAAACCCUCCCCCCCCAGAGACCCUAUCUGGGGUCACGAUGCUGAAUUUAAGAAGCUUGGCAUUAGCUAACACAUAAUAAAGGGGCUUGCAAACCAUACAAUGCUAGAUUCUAGUUGUGAUUGCCUUUCAUGACCAUCUAAGCAUCCGUGUAUUUAGAUUUUUUUUUUCUGGUUAUACAUGUACAUGAACUUUUAAAAUACACAUUUCUUUAUGAAUCACAUUGAGAGAGAAAAUUCAAAGCAAAAGGGGAAAAAAAUCACAGGAGAGGGAAAAAAAAAGAAAAAAGAAUUGAACAUAUUUUGAGUUGAUUUACAUUCAGUCUCCAUAGCUCUCUCUGAAUGCAGAUAGAGUUUUCUAUCCAAAAUCCAAAACUGGAAUUGCCUUGGACCUCUAAACCACUGAAAACCAAGUCUUUCAUAGUUGAUCAUAGGACAAUCUUGCUGUUACUGUUGUACAAUGUAUUUCUGCUUGUUCUAAUUGUUGUUUCUCCUCCAGCUCCUAACAUAAGACUUUAUUCUCAUUAAGUAGGCGCUUAAGACAAAAGUUUGAUGAAUGGACCUACGGUAUGGAUCUGGAACAAGUCAACUCACUUCCUUAUCUGUAAAAUUAAAUUCAACAAACAUUUAUUGAGCGCCUACCAUUUACAAAGCCCGGUCCUAACUAGAUACCUUUUCUUGGGAGAACGGGAGUGAGGAGGAAAAAAACAGCUAAGUGGAAAAUGGUCCUUCAGUAGGAGCACUCCAAGUUGAGUUCCUUUUGGCAUAGCGGCCGUUAGCUCCCACCGCCUCCAGCUGUAGGAUACUCUGAUUCUACUUCACAGACACCCAUAUUACUCGCGGUGAUUUCUAGCCAACCUCACCUCCCUCUUGGAGCAUCACGGGAGAAGGUUCAGGUUACUUCUCUGGCCCUGACUUAACCACCCAGCUCAAAGGCACAAAACACUUAUCCUGGAGGGAAAGGUGGCUCCUGCCCAACCUAGCAGAAGCGGAGCGUCGCCCCCGCCUCUAGUCCUCCCCUCCCCCCUCGGCGGUAGCUCACGCUUUCUGUCUCUCGGCCCUCGGCCCCCACCCCCGACAUACAGUGCUCUCUAGGACCCAGAGCGCAGAAACCCGGGGGCUUUCCUUCCUCGCUCGAACGUGGGAGGAGUUUUGGGUUCUUGUGACGCCGCGGGAGCUGGGCUCAAGUAUUGCCUGCGCGAUGUGUCUGGCUCGUGUCACCAAUCACUGGGCAGCAGCUGAGGGUUCUGGUGGAGGAUUAUUACACCAAGAUGACUCCAGCUGUUGGGAAGUAACAGAGCGCCGUCUGCAGUGCCCAAGCCUCAGCAAUAAGGAAGGGGCUCUUGGAGUCUACUGGACAGUAACUUGGGUGCUUCAAGGCCGCCUAUGACUUUCAGGAUGGAGGCAGAUGGUCUGGAGUGGCUCUUCAACCCUUUACACCAAAUUGUGUCAUGGGGUGCCUCGGGGGCCAUGGUAUUUGGAGGCGUUGUGCCAUAUAUACCCCAAUACAGAGACAUCAAAAGAACUCAGAAUGCUGAGGGGUUUUCCACUUAUGUGUGUCUGGUGUUAUUAGUAGCUAAUAUUUUACGAAUACUGUUCUGGUUUGGAAGGCAUUUCGAAUCUCCUCUUCUGUGGCAAAGCAUUGUUAUGAUCUUUACUAUGUUAUUGAUGUUGAAACUCUGUACCGAAGUUCGAGUGACAAAUGAGCUGAAUUUAAAACGUCGUUCCUUUGCAGCUGCAGAUAGUAAGGAUGAAGAAAUCAAAGUUCCACCCAGGCGGUCCUAUCUGGAUUUUGAUUUGCACUAUUUCUGGCAUUGGAGCAAAUUCACUGACUAUGUGCAGUGUGUACUGACUUUCACGGGAGUGACUGGAUACAUCACUUACCUCUCUCUUGAUUCUACUCUGUUUGUGGAAACGCUGGGGUUUCUUGCUGUAUUCACGGAGGCCAUGCUGGGUGUGCCACAGCUCUAUCGAAAUUACCAGAAUAGAUCCACUGAAGGAAUGAGCAUCAAGAUGGUAUUAAUGUGGACCAGUGGUGACACCUUUAAGACCGUGUACUUCAUCUUGAAUCAGGCUCCUUUCCAGUUCUCCAUCUGUGGUUUGCUGCAAGUGCUGGUGGACAUGGCCAUUCUGUUGCAAGUCUACCUAUAUACUUACUACCCCCAGAAGCCAGCAUCCCAUGCAGCACACCCAGUUAGUGCAAAAGCCCUCUGAAGGCAGAGAGAGAAAACACCUGCCAUCAUUGAGGGGGACACCAGCAUGAGAGCUCUGCUUUCCUACAUGGGAGCCUGAAGAUACAGCUGCCUCCUUCCAAACAAAAGCAAAAAAAGGACUGGGAAAUGUACUGGGGACACUGGUGAGGCUGUGUGGAAUUAGGGGGAAAGGCAUGAGGCAAGAGGAAAGGAAAGCUAAAUGUCCAAAAUCUUGAGAGGGUUAGCUUUAAUAAUCUAUUGUACUUCAGUCUCACUAGUUAAGAAGGAUGUUGAAAGUUUUGCUUUUGAUAGAUUUUUUCCCAUACAUACUCAUGGGCCUUAUUCUACUAGGAUAGCACCGGUAUAUUGUUAUGUGUGCAUGCUCGUAAAUGAGCAUUUAUAUGGAAAUGUGUUUUAUAUUUCAAGGGCUGGGUUUUAAAUUUUUAGCUGAUAUAAAAAUUUUUUUUCUACUCAUUUCUCCCCACAUUUAGAAAAAAACUUACCACCCAUAAAAGUAUUUGAUUGGAAUUCUUAACAUAUUUAUAAAUAUUAUGCACAUUGGAAUUUGAGUUUAGGGUACUCAUUAAAAAAGCUAGUUCUCUUGAUGUGCUGGGAGUAGCCACCAUAGCCAGCAAAACUGGAUGAAAAAGAAAAAUGAUUUCAUUUAUCAAGGGGAAGCAGUUAAAAUUCAGUUUCAAGUUUCUAUCUUUAAAUACAAGUUAUCUCUUUGGUUGAAUCUACAUUUAGCACAUAAGCACCAGUCACCUUUUAAAGGGAUUGUCCUCUAAUUUCCUUUACUGCUGGGCAGCAUGGGAAUUGUUUUGACUGUCUGAAGACCUUGUAGUAACUAUGAAGGUUGCUAAGAGUAAUGAUGAGUUGCCCUCUUGGGUCCGAAUAGGGGCAGAAGAAAUUAGUUUAUUACUAUUGGCCAUAGGUAAUGACAAAGAAAGAUUGGCAAAAGAGAGGCCUACAUUGGGUAAAUUCUGCUAAUCCUGAUCAUGGCUUACUCAGACCCUCAGCUACUACUGUGUGAGGCAGUAUCUGAGUAGAAGGAGAACCUUGAUAGAAAUUUGUGAGUAAUAGACAAACAGGAAAGGAGGAAGAUCAGAAAUACUGACAUGAGUAACCAAUAAUUCCUUAUGAUGAAAAAUCCACAGACCCAGAUCUCUUAUUUAAAAAAUAGCUCUGUUAAUUCAUCCUGACAGAAGUACUCAGUGCCAAAUAGUGAUUAUUUGUGGCCUGAGGGGAGAUAACACAGAUAUUCUGUAGUAUACAAGUACAAGGGAAACAUCAUCAAAGUACACCUCUUCCAGACAGAUUCAGUAUUAUGUUCAGCGCCAGAAGGAUCAUUGAGGUUAGUGAGGGACAAAUAAUUUUAUAUAUCUAAACCAUAUAUGUGUAUAUAUGUAUAUAUGGCUUUAUAGUUUUAUAUAUAUGCGCACGUAUGUGUAUAUGCAAUAUAUACAUAUGAAAAAGAAGUUCUACGUAAUGAAUUUUAUAUUUACAUAUGUAUUUAUUUGGCUAAUGUUGGUGUUGGUUUCUGAGAUUCUGUUUUUGGAAUGGAGCAUUUCCAUGAGGUUCUGGCAUGUACUUUUCAUCACCAGUUGCCCUUGGCCUCUACUAGUUGUUUCCAGAGGCAGACAUAUCUAACAAACGUUUGGGAAUCAGGAUGUCCUAAAACUCUUGGGCAUUGUUGUUUCUUUGCUGGCCUUCUCCCUAAGACCCACUUUAUUUAACACUGCUGUGGGUAUAUAUGAGGAUUUCCUUACCUCUGGUCUCCUGGGCAUUUGAUAAUCCUUUUUUAGGUCAGGAAGAACUCAGGGGAUACUACAUCCAGUGUCUUGCUUUAUUACAGGUGGUGUUUUGCACUGGAUCUGCAUGCUGGCUCAUGCCAUACUCUGAUGAACUAGAUAAAGGGGCAUACUUUCAGUAGUGACAAAGCAUUGAGUACCUACUGUGUGCAAGGCACUAGGCCUGUUUGAAUGUUAGUCACUCAACAGAGAGAACCCACACAAUUUCAGGUGGGUUAGCUCUUGUAUGACUUCACUCUUUGGUGAAGCUUGAUCUCAAAACUCCCAUUUCCUAGGAAGGCCAGGGGAAUACAUACCUCUUUCUCCUUGGAGACAUAAUGGCUAAUCCCAUCUUUGGAUUUGCUUUUUUUAGAUCUGUUUUCUUUUUUCUUUUUGGCAUUAUACAAACACAUAUGUGCACACAUAGCAUUUUACUUCUGUUCUUCAGGAAAGUCCAAUGGCACAAGCUGCUGGAAGCGGGGCGGGGGAAGCCUUAGAAAAAGGCACAGUCUUACCACAGUCUAACGUCAGGAAUGAACUCUGUGUUAGUGACAUUUAUUAUAUCUAAAACUCAGGAAUGCUGUUCUUUCAAUGGCCUGGCAUGGAGUGCUGUGGGCCCAAUUCUAUUGAUUUUGUUUGGUGCCAUAUGCUCUUAUGCCUAAAGUGACCUUACAGAGAUGGCAUUUGGGCGGCCUGGUGGGCCAGGAACAUCUUUGCCUGCCAAAGCUUCUUCCUUAUUCCAGUUCUGUUCUCCUGACUAACCUGACUUCUUUAUUCCCAGCUUAAUUUACCUUAUUACCAUGGCAGAAUCCACCUGUUUGUAUGCACACUGUCAUCCUGUCUUUUGAUGCCUGGUUGUACAGAAUAUAGCCAGGUAGUAUUGCUUUAAUAGUCCUUGCCUAGGUUUCUUAUUAUGUGGGCAUGUCAUAGCCAAAAUUUAGUUCUAGGCUAUUUUCUAUUCUAUUCAACUCUUAAAAAAUAGUUUAUUUUGAGGCUCAUAAAAUAGAUAAACAUAAAAGACCAAGUGUUCUGAAUACCUAUAUCUUGAUAAUAGGUAAUGAUAUUGAGAAGAAAAUGGCAGUGUUGUUUUGUUUUGUUUUGUUUUUCCUUUUGCAGGGCAGAGGAAAUAUUUUCUGUUGCAGAUGUUAAUUUGUCUGCAAUCUGAACCAAAGCUCUACAGACAAGUGUUUUCCAAAGGGGCUGCAAGAUGCUAGGUGCCGGGGUAGUGGAAUAAUGCUUGAAGGAUGUGCAGGGGAUGAAUUCCCCUGGAUAUUUGUCCUGUUAGAUGCUUUAAGAAUGUUACUAAGUUUUACAUAAUAAUAAAGUAAUAAAUGUAGGAGAUGUCUGUCUAAAGCAGUAAUUGCCUAAGAGCUAACAUGUGAGUGACUCACGUCAGGCACUUUUCUGUUUAUAUUAUGCACAUUCUAAAAGUGUUCACAGUAUUUGGUGAUUUUGAUGACUUUAAAUAAACAUGAAUUCAAUGGGGGA
This is a messenger RNA of Antechinus flavipes (yellow-footed antechinus), 6183 nucleotides long. It is a transcript of the gene SLC66A2, whose product is annotated as solute carrier family 66 member 2. The transcript is spliced from 6 exons. Gene Ontology annotation, cellular component: trans-Golgi network; endosome. Gene Ontology annotation, biological process: phospholipid translocation; retrograde transport, endosome to Golgi. The record is from RefSeq and is a predicted model, not a curated record. The coding region runs from base 2100 to 2927 and encodes 275 amino acids. NCBI's taxonomy places the organism in Eukaryota, Metazoa, Chordata, Mammalia, Dasyuromorphia, Dasyuridae.